GUGUGCCAGGAAGUAACCGACAAAAGAAAAAGCCAUCUGCAAAUACAACAGGUAGGACAACUAUCCCCAGCAGCAGUGGAAACAAUCUACCUUCCAAACAGUGUAACUCCAGCCUGUGACUAAGAACCAGAGGGGCAUCUACACCAUGGCAAGCUCACCAGGCCAGCAAGAAACAGACAGCAAAAAGCUAAAAAAGAGCCAAGAUGAAUAUGAGAACCACACAGAAACUGAUGCAAUCAUCUCAAGGACAGCAGCAUUGGAUCCAGCUGCAGAAUAUAAAAUGAACAAUGUAAAGCGAGGCUUGGCCUUGAUCUUUAACCAUGAAAGGUUCUACUGGCAGUUAACCUUGCCAGAAAGACGUGGAACUAAUGCUGACCGAGACAACCUUCAUAGAAGGUUACAUGACCUUGGGUUUGAAGUAAGAGUGUAUAGUGACCUCAAAGCAGUGGAAGUGUUUGAAAAAAUACACGAAGCAUCCACAACAGACCACAGUGACUUUGACUGCUUCCUCUGUGUGUUCUUGAGCCAUGGAGAAGAUAAUCAUGUGUAUGCUUAUGAUGCACAGAUUGAAAUCCAAAGGUUGACUAGUCUAUUCAAGGGUGACAAAUGCAAGAGUUUAGUGGGGAAGCCAAAGAUUUUUAUAAUCCAGGCUUGUCGGGGAAAUCAACAUGAUGAGCCAGUCUUGGCAACGGAUUGUACGGAUGGUGUUAUCGACGUCCCUGACACCAAUGUAAUUGAAGUGGAUGCUGCAUCCGUGUACACAUUGCCUGCUGGUGCCGACUUCAUUAUGUGUUACUCUGUAGCAGAAGGCUACUAUUCACAUCGUGAAACCUUAUUUGGCUCCUGGUAUGUUCAAGAUCUGUGUGAAAUCCUUAAAACGUAUGGAACAACAUUGGAACUGACCGAACUUCUAACUUUGGUGAAUCGGAAGGUGUCUCUGCGCUCUGUGGAAAAUUGCCUUGACCGUAACGCAAUUGGAAAAAAACAAGUGCCGUGCUUUGCAUCCAUGUUAACCAAAAAGCUCUUUUUUAAACCAAAGCAGAAUUGA
Pelobates fuscus (common spadefoot toad) is the source of this 1048-nucleotide messenger RNA. RefSeq names its product caspase-6-like. Gene Ontology annotation, biological process: positive regulation of neuron apoptotic process; apoptotic process. Lineage: Eukaryota; Metazoa; Chordata; Amphibia; Anura; Pelobatidae. The transcript has 8 exons. Gene Ontology annotation, cellular component: cytoplasm. Bases 146 to 1048 code for a protein of 300 amino acids. The record is from RefSeq and is a predicted model, not a curated record.